Messenger RNA from Penicillium chermesinum, 2118 nucleotides. RefSeq lists its product as uncharacterized. The record is from RefSeq and is a predicted model, not a curated record. The transcript is spliced from 4 exons. Lineage: Eukaryota; Fungi; Ascomycota; Eurotiomycetes; Eurotiales; Aspergillaceae. The coding region runs from base 1 to 2118 and encodes 705 amino acids.
AUGGGGGCACCUACGGACGACAAGUCCAAAGAGGCACCCGCUGGUCCAUCCAGCUCUAAUGAACGGCCCCCUUCUUACGAUAGAGAAGACCCUGUCGAGCAGAUCGCUUUGGAACUACCGAAGCUAAAUCUGGAGGCGUCAUCGGGUGGAAUCGGCAAAACUGUCACCCGCGACCAGUGUGUGGCCCAUCUCAAAUUCCUCGCUGUUCUCGCCGAUCUACGAGAUGUUAUUUCCAACACCGAUGGCCUAUUCGGUAUCAACAACUCCGAUGUUGAUGGGAAAUUCUCCCAGCCAACGGAUCAAAAUGCAGCCCGUGCGAAAAUCAAAGAGAAGCGCUGGGCUGUCUAUACUGCUCGUGCGGCCGAUAGAUAUACCGCCUGGUGGUUUAAUUGCCUGCCGGUGUCCCAAAGCCGGGCAACGCUGAAAAUGGUUAAAGAUGAGCAUUAUGAACAAAUCACAAGUCCUGAUAAAGCCUCGGAUAUAUCCUGGAGCACGAACAAUUUGCCUCCGAUUGAUAUCCUGAUGGUAUGGCACUCUCAUAUGCUGAAUCCGCGGAACUUCCUGGAAGACUGUAUUCGAUACGGCAGGAUGAGUACCUGGCGCACCGGCUUUCCAUUCAAGCCUGUCAAUGAUUGUAUUGAUGAUCGUUCGCUCGAAUACACAGUGAGCGACAAGUGCAAGAAGAAGUUCGAAAAGAAGGCCCAGCUCAAAUGGCACAACCUAGAUGAUCCAUCGACAAAACAGCUCCAAUGCCCGGCUUGUUCACUCGAAACCGCCGUUCCGUGGACCCGCCCCAAGUUUGGAGAUAGUCUCGAAAAAGCCUUUAAAGAAAGCACGGGUUAUGCCGAUAAUAAAUUUGGAGCCAAAUGCUAUCAUUGUUCGUUCGAAUUAACUCAUGACCGACUCAAAGUGAACAAGUUUCGCCAGGAUCUAAUCCACCUCAUCCGCCAGAAGGAGCCAAUGCCAGGCACUGUUCUCGACUCGAAUGGCAUACCCAGGGGCAAACCCAAGCGCGGAAGCGCCUUAUCCCACACGAACAUGAUGUUCCCCAAUAUCAUCAUGAAAGCCAUUGGUCAGGAAACCAUCGAUUUCACCAGCCCCCAGAGCAACAUGUGCCGGAGUAUCGACGACCUGCGCUCGCACCUCGAGCCCAGAAUCCUAAACACCAAAAUCCUCAAAUCCUUAGGCCUCGGCUCCGCCAAACCAGGCUACAAGAUGUUCUUCCGCCGCAUGAUGUCGCGGCACCUUUGUCCAAAAAUGGACAACAUCGACUGGCUGCACUCGCCCACCGUCCUCGACACGGCCGACCGCCUCAUCAAGAAAUAUACCAUCUUCCUCCGCAUCAUGCUCGACCACCCACUCAAACUGGCCGUGCCUACCCUCGAUGUCGACCUCGCUUGGCACACCCACCAACUGAUGCCGCGCCGUUACUACGCCUACACGACGACCCUGUCCGCCGUCAUGAAGCGCUUCAUCGACCACGACGACAAAGUCGACGAGAACAAGCUCUCCGAGGGCUUCGAGUGGACCAGCAAGAUGUACCGCCGUGCCACGAAGGGCGGCAUCUACUCCGAGUGUACCUGCUGGUACUGCGAGGCGACCCGCGCCCCGGACCUCUACGACAGACUACUCCCGCUGGGCUCGGCCGCGCGCGCGCGCACCAACGCGAACUCACUGCACGACCGCGCCGACAUCUCGGCCGAUCCGGAGCGCAACCCGCACAUCUCGGCGCACAACGCGGUGCGGCCGACGGUCGGGACGGACGGCAAUCCCCAGCUGGGAACGUUGCAGCGCAUGCGGCUGCAGAGGAACUACGAGAAGUCUGUGCGGCGUGCGAAGAAGGGGCAGAGGAAAGGGGAUGGGAUAGCUGAGCCGCUGUAUUAUUCGCCGCUGGCUUGGGGGUAUCCGCUUUAUGUGCCGUACUACGCGCCGUAUAUGUGUGACCCGGGGAUUAGCGCUGAUUCGUAUGCUUGCAAUCCUAGCUGUAUGAGUACUGGGGCUGGAGCUGUUGGAAAUUGUUGCUCAGGGACUUGUGGGGGAGGUGUUGCUGCUGGUUCUUGUGGUGGUAUUGGCUCUGGGGCUGCUUGCGCAGGAGGGAGUGCUGCUUGUGGUAAGUAG